AUGUCGGUAACAAUAUCGUCGGAAUGGCAGCGCGUGCGCAUGCUGGCAGCAGCGCAUCAGCAGUACGAAGGUACACGGAGAUCGCCCAAAUGGUUCUCACGACCGGCUGAUGCUUCACCCGGGACGAACACAAUAUCACAGGGCAGCGAUACCCUCGCAGACGUCGAGACUUCCGCCAAGAAGCAGACAGAUCAGCUUGGAAUCUCUUUGUCGACUUUCCAAUCCAAUCACGAAGGCCAAAUUGUCGACAGGAUCCAGGAAGCUCGAGGCCACUGCGAUUUCGUGAUUCUCAACCCAGGAGGUCUCACGCACACGUCUGUUACUAUUCGAGAUGCUCUGUUGGGUGUGCAGAUACCAUUCAUCGAGGUGCACGUCAGCAACAUCCACGCUCGCGAACCCUGGAGGAACCAUAGCUAUUUCAGCGACAAGGCUGUGGCAGUGAUCUGUGGGCUGGGGGUGUUUGGCUAUACGGCUGCUAUUGACUUUAUUGCUCGGAAGUUGGAUGUUCAGAAGGGGUCUUGA
Saxophila tyrrhenica is the source of this 522-nucleotide messenger RNA. RefSeq lists its product as uncharacterized. The record is from RefSeq and is a predicted model, not a curated record. Gene Ontology annotation, biological process: quinate catabolic process. Gene Ontology annotation, molecular function: 3-dehydroquinate dehydratase activity. The coding region runs from base 1 to 522 and encodes 173 amino acids. NCBI's taxonomy places the organism in Eukaryota, Fungi, Ascomycota, Dothideomycetes, Mycosphaerellales, Extremaceae. The transcript is spliced from 2 exons.